This is a messenger RNA of Entrophospora sp. SA101, 267 nucleotides long. The record is from the annotation of a GenBank genome assembly. NCBI's taxonomy places the organism in Eukaryota, Fungi, Glomeromycota, Glomeromycetes, Entrophosporales, Entrophosporaceae.
AUGCUAGAGCGGUUCGCCAGUUCUUGCACUGUUUGUAUAAAUGCUUUAUUUCAUAUUCCAAUAGUUCGUUUAUCUAUAUUGAAAUUUACACCAACAAGAGAAUCUUGGGGUGAAGUGGAAGGUUAUUGGAAAGGAAAAGCUCAAAAUUUAUCGAUUACAGAUAAUGACUAUUAUGGUGAUCCUGAAUUUAAUAAUGACAGAAAAUAUACUUUAAUAUGUAUCUUAAUUGAACUUUUAAGUAAAUCUUGGCCAUUGUAUCUUUCCUAA